Sphaerodactylus townsendi is the source of this 2947-nucleotide messenger RNA. It is a transcript of the gene GRB2, whose product is annotated as growth factor receptor bound protein 2. Bases 304 to 957 code for a protein of 217 amino acids. The record is from RefSeq and is a predicted model, not a curated record. The transcript has 6 exons. Gene Ontology annotation, molecular function: protein binding. Lineage: Eukaryota; Metazoa; Chordata; Lepidosauria; Squamata; Sphaerodactylidae.
CCGCGGUGUCGCGAGAGUGGCGCGUGAGGGUCAUAGCGGAAGUUGAGCGACGGCGCUCCUGCUGCGGGCGGGGGGAAGAAGAGGAAGCCUCGGAGGGGAAGAAGAGUGGGCCGCUCACAGCGGAACCCCAGCGGCUUACGGGCGGGUCGGCCCUCCUUGCUUUCCCCUGCAUGUGAAAGACGGAGCCCGAAGUCAGGCUGAAAGCGGGAGCGCGGAGGAGAGAGGGUGCAGGCUUGAACCGGGAGGACCCGGAGAAGGAUUUCCUAUCCAGUCCCAUCAUUGCUGUCCACCAGCGGCUUGAGCAUGGAAGCCAUCGCCAAAUACGAUUUCAAAGCCACCGCAGACGAUGAGCUCAGCUUCAAACGAGGGGAUGUCCUUAAGGUUUUGAAUGAAGAAUGUGAUCAAAAUUGGUACAAGGCAGAACUCAACGGCAAAGAUGGCUUCAUUCCCAAAAACUAUAUUGAAAUGAAACCACAUCCGUGGUUUUUUGGGAAAAUUCCCCGAUUAAAGGCAGAGGAGAUGUUGGGCAAACAGAGACAUGACGGUGCCUUCCUCAUCCGGGAGAGUGAGAGCGCUCCUGGGGACUUCUCCCUUUCAGUCAAAUUUGGCAACGAUGUGCAACACUUCAAAGUGCUUCGAGAUGGGGCUGGCAAGUACUUCCUCUGGGUGGUAAAGUUCAGUUCUCUGAAUGAGUUAGUAGACUAUCACAGAUCAACCUCUGUCUCCAGGAAUCAGCAGAUAUUCCUCCGGGACAUUGAGCAGGUGCCUCAGCAACCCACAUAUGUCCAGGCUCUUUUUGAUUUUGACCCUCAAGAGGAAGGAGAACUGGGCUUCCGCCGUGGAGACUUUAUCCAGGUCCUUGACAAUUCUGACCCCAAUUGGUGGAAAGGAGCCUGCCAUGGACAAACAGGCAUGUUUCCACGCAACUACGUGACCCCGGUGAACCAGAACAUCUAGAGCAGAUUAUAAAAGAUUAUUUAAGGAACGAGAGAAACAAUAAAGCACCCAUUCAGAGUCUAACUGCAGCCAGUGAUCUCCAGUCGUCAGGCCAUAAAAUCUCAGUCACCUCUCUGUUCCAGGGGGGAACACUUUUUUACUCAGUACGGAACUUUGUGGGGAGGGGGCAGGAGAGGAGUCCAAUGUUUGCGCCAAAACUUACCUUUUUAAAUUAAAUAGAUAUUAACAGGUUUCUUCAUUGCUCCUGGAUGGCCCCUUUUGGCCACUCUUCCUUUCUCCCCUUACACUGACACACCAGUUCAUCACUGCAUGAAGUUUUAAUGCUAUGAAGUCUGUUCUGUGCCAUUCAAGGAAGAGCGAGAAACUCGGCUGGUGUUUGCUGUUUCCAUAAACAGUCUUCGAGAAGGGACUAAGAGGGGAACAAAUCCACAGCAUGGUCUUUUAAUGACAAAACAUGCACUCACUCACACACACACACACACACACAUUCUCAUGUACAUCCCAUUCCGCUUUUGCCUCUAAUCGCCAGUGUUCUGCCUGGAAGAUAUAGAUCCUACAUUUUCUUCCCCAUCUGGAAUUGCAGCACCCGUAGAGCAGAGGGAAGAUGGUGACAGGCUUUCUUCCCGCACAGGCUGUUCUGAGAAGUUUAAAGCUGCAGCCAAAUCAUGUUCUCAUUAACGAUUGCUAUUUUUAAUGUGUGUAGUUGAGCACAUUCUUGAAUUAUGUUUUUCCAUUAGUGCCUUUUCCUUAAGUUAAAAGGACAGUCCAGAGCUUUUCAUAUCUCCUCCCCCUUCCCACUUUUGUGUAAAUAUUUUAGGGGUUUAAUGGCUAGAAGUUAGUUAUAUUAAAUACAAAGAUCUCCAUAGAUCAGAUGCAACUUAAAGCUUGUAAAAGCAUCUGAUAGUCUUUAUUACCAGGUAAGAAAAGGCAUUAUGUAUUCUCGAAAAGGCAUGGCUAGAACCUUAGCCAGGAACCUUUUGCAAGAAAUGCUAGCAGAUCCUGACAUGAUGAAAAUUGGGGUAUAGUGUAUGAAGCUACAUUUGGAUGGAGAGUGAAUAUUCUGGAAUGUCCUGUGAAUUAUGUAAUUUCCCAAAUACUGCAGGGAAGCAUCAAGAAAUUAUGCUUAAUCACAUCCAGUGAAUGUUUAAAUACGAUGCUCAGUGAUUUGUUGACCAGUUCCCUUUUACAGUUGGCUGGGGCACAAACGCAAUCAGUGACUGUUUCUCGAAAAGGAAGUUGGUAUCUUUGUGCUCCAGCAACUCCCUACCUCCUCAUGUCAGUGUUAUCACAGGUGGAGGAGUCAGUAUUGUGCUCCCAACUCACAGCAGGCUGUGUAGAAGACUGUAUUUCAGGCCUGAACCCUCCCCACCCCCACAACAACACUCACUGAUGCUAUAUAGGGCUUCAUCAGUGCUUUGAAGUAAGAUGGGAGAGAGCAAGCUGCAGAGCUCUUUGCGUGCCAAUAUUCAUCUUAUUUCCUGCUGCUGUGCCACACAGCCAAAACUUUCAUCCCAAUGACAGCAAACCCCAGAGCCUCCACGGAAGAUCUCCUGUUCCGCUCAAAUGGAGAAAUUCCUGUGUUGGUGGGUGCCUUUUUUAUAUUAAGUGUUACAAGUGUGUUAUUCCUGAGAUGGACUCUGCCUUACACUUGUUUCUCCAGCAGAUGAAAGAGAGCUAUCCUGUAGCGUGUUAAUUUCUCCCCUUUUCCUCGCUAGCUGUCUUUUUCUCUCCCCCCCCUCCCACUUUCUUCUUUCUAAAAUGAUUGGAAAAUGAAUCUAUGGCAUUCUACACUUGGACCAUUUGAUUGUUUUCUUAUUUUGGAAUUGGUGUAUAUCAUGCAGCCUUGCAGACAUAAUGUCUUGUGUGUAUAUAUCUAUUAAAAAAAUCAGUGUUUAAAUAAAAAGGCCUAUGUACGUAAUCCUUUAACUCUGCAGCAGCAUUUGGUAGAUAGUAAUUAACUGUGAAUAAUAAAUAUACAACAAAUUCUUCA